Molecule: messenger RNA, 425 nt
Organism: Ostrea edulis (European flat oyster)
Lineage: Eukaryota; Metazoa; Mollusca; Bivalvia; Ostreida; Ostreidae
Product: serine protease inhibitor Cvsi-2-like
Exons: 3
Coding region: 78-368 (96 amino acids)
Source: RefSeq, a predicted model, not a curated record
UGCUCUGUAUCAAAUAAAACGAGAAUAUAAGGUGCGCGACACUAAAUAAUCUUAUCAUCGACUACUGAUCAGCGAAAAUGAAGGCCGUUAUUCUCUGUCUCGCCCUUUUUGUCGCCGUUGUUACAUCGGAGCGUUGCUCUUUUUCCCACCAUGAGUGUAGCAGUGUGUCGUGUUCAGCUGGUACUCCUCACUGCGUAUUAGGAACUUGCACUUGUACUACAAAUACAGGAAAAGCUUGCACGGCGGGUUCUGACUGUGACGGGCAUUGUCUGUUACAUCGUCCACAACACUGCGUGGAUGGACAUUGUCACUGUGCCUUUGAUAGCCUCAUCGGCGGUCUCGGCGGUCUUGGCGGUGGUCAUGCAUAAAAUCCAGUUGUCGGUGAUUGACCAUUCAUAAUAUAAUGAAUAAAAGUAAAUAAAGUU